CCAGAUUUUCAUCGUGGCGUGCCUCUUCGUGUUUGCAUCUCUACCCUCUGUCACGCGUACAUCAUGUCGACCGUGACCUCUACCUCUCGCCUCGGCGACACGCCCCUCUCCGUCUCUCCCUCCAAGUCGCUUCCGCCGUACACUCCCUCGCAGCCUGCUCCCCUCUACUCUGACUUGCCCAACACGGGCGAGCAGUCUCUGCAGUACACCCCUCGCGUCGGUCAGUCCUGGUUCCUCCCCGACGGUGUUUACACCAAACGUCAAGGCAAAACCACCAUCCUUCUAUACAACCAGGAGGACAACGCCCAGACGCCGGAAUAUAGACAGAGCGGCAUCGUCAGUGGUUGCAUCACCCUCCAUGACGCAGACCGCAUUCUCGAAGUCUCGGUAUUGAUCGAAGGCCGGCUUGACCUCAGCGUAGCCGAGAGCACGAACAACACGACAAUUAAGACAGUGCAUUCCACCACAACUCUAUGGAAGAAGCAGCCUCCCCGCGCGAAUCGAGAUCACAACGGGCCCGAAUCGGAUAUGGUUAUGCCCUCCAAGUGCCCAAACCAACUCGCCUUUGCGAUGCCCUUGCCCAAGAAUUACCAGGAUUCCACAGGAACCCACCCGCUCCCGCCUACAUUCCAAACUCUCGACUUUGGCCAAUCUGGCAUCUUUGCGCGGAGUUCUUAUCGGCUUCGAAUUACUGUGAAGAGAACCCCGAAGCUUGGUUCUGGGUUCUCGUUGUUGGAGAAGACGAAACAUAUCUUCAUUCCUUUCGAUUACUGGCCUCGGACACGCAGUCAGCAACCCAUUUCGUCAUGUAAUGGGUCGUUGGCACUCAUCAAAAUGUUACCAGACCAAUGGUACCAAUCGACAUCCACGAUUGAUGUUCCUUCUCCACGAGGGAAAAACGCUGAAUUCCAGCCUGUGACUGCUAAUAUCUUCGUACCUGAUCCCCGUGUCUAUGCGUUGUCGGAUUCCAUUCCAUUCCACCUCCAGCUCUCGGGAAGAGUCGACUCUCUUCGGGCUUUGGUUGCGCCUGAUACCCUCAAGGAUACCCUCACAUCCCCCAACGAUACCCACACCUCUUCAUCUCGCCCCACCUCAUUCAAACCCUCCACAUGCAUCAAAAAACUCCAGGGCGAGAUGUCCACCUCCCUCCGCGUCUUCCUCCUCCGCCAAAUCCGACUCGAAGUCAAAGGCAAAAUCCGCGUUCAAAACGUUAUCAUCGGGGAAGCCCAGCUCGAGGCUGUUCCGCCGGUGAUGACGGAUAGCUAUCGUCUUCCCGUCGAUUGCCGGGAGGAGUAUAUUAGUUGGACGGGGACGCUCAAAGUUGGGGAGGGGUUGGAGAAGUUGAUGAGGGAGUAUCCGCUCUUGACACAUCCGGAUACGAAGACGGGUGGGUUUCAUGCUGGGAGUUAUCUCAAGGUUAAUGAUUUUGUUGCGUUGAGUGUUGGGUCGUCGAAUCCACCGUGGAAGGAUAUUCGGUCGAGUAUUGGGAUUAAGCUUGUUACCGAGUCUUGGGACGAUGGGGAGGAGGUUGAAGUGCCUUUCUUCUGA
Molecule: messenger RNA, 1548 nt
Organism: Coprinopsis cinerea okayama7#130
Lineage: Eukaryota; Fungi; Basidiomycota; Agaricomycetes; Agaricales; Psathyrellaceae
Exons: 4
Coding region: 64-1548 (494 amino acids)
Source: RefSeq, a predicted model, not a curated record